This is a messenger RNA of Penaeus indicus, 2204 nucleotides long. RefSeq lists its product as uncharacterized. The record is from RefSeq and is a predicted model, not a curated record. The transcript is spliced from 8 exons. Bases 136 to 1395 code for a protein of 419 amino acids. Lineage: Eukaryota; Metazoa; Arthropoda; Malacostraca; Decapoda; Penaeidae.
GACAUAUUGACUGUGUCCUUAAUAAUCAUGCCAUCUUAUGGGCUGUAUCCAUGAUAUUAACUUGCCGGUUGUAUCCUUAAUAUUGGCUGUAUCCUUAAUAAUCAUUACAUCAAUCCUUCAGAAUCUACAGCGGUAAUGGGUUCCUUGGAGGCCAUAGGAUUUACGAGAACCCAGCUCCUACUUCUAUUAACAAUUGCUUUUUGGGCAAAUCCUGCAAAAACAGAUAUUGGCAAGCAGUGCUCGAGUCAUACGGACUGUCACCCUUAUUUCAGUGAAGAACGCUGCAAGGAUGGGUGGUGCCACUGUAGUAGUAUACAGUACAAUGAAAAUUCUUUGGCUCCUGAAUGUGAUAAACUUGUAAUGUUGUGGAGCAGAUUUUGUUCACUUUUGACUUGUCCAGAUUAUAGUAAAUGUGAAGAGGGAAUAGGUUGUGUGUGUGAUGAAGGAUAUCUCAAGGUUGCUUCUACAUGUAAACAAAGAGUGUUCCAGGAAGUCCUUCAGCCGUGUUACUCUGAAAAUGGGACUGUUUAUAUUUGUGAUCUUAGCCAACACAGCAUCUGUAAUGGAGGGAAAUGUAUAUGUUUUGAUACCUUCUUGCCCAACACAACCAGUGGCCAGUGCGAACCUGAGAAGGAUUUCCUAAUUGCUAAUAAUCUUAACGAGUACCUCGUCACACCUGGCGAAUACUGCAAAUACGAUACACACUGUAUUGAGGGACUGGAGUGUCAGGACAAUGUGUGUUCAUGCCCCAGCUCCUGUACAUACAAGAAGGAAAAGGAAAUAUGUGACUGUGGAGAAUCUGACAGUGCUGUUGCUCCAAUAUGUGUAGGUGUCUUAUCAGGUGUAUUGAUAAUUGGAUUUUGGAUCACAACUAUUAACAGGACAAUUGACAGCCAUAAGCAAAAACAGAAUGUUCAGCAAGUAGAAGAAUCUACUUCAGAGCAAUCAACUCCACGUGCAUAUCCUCUUACUCCGGUUGCUUCUUCAGCACAACCUGAAACAGCUUCAGCACAGAAUACAGGUGUCAUGGAGGUUACAUCAGAGGAAACACAGGCUGAUCAGUUGCCAACAAAAUCAGCAGCACCAUAUCCAAUGACUCCUCUGGCACCACCACCGGCACAGUCCAUAGGCUUUCAGAACCCUGCCUCAAAUCCAGCUGCAUUACCCGAGUGUCCUCCGUACUCUUUUAGCACCCCAGAAGCCCCUAGUUUUGCUCCCACUGCACCUAAUGAACCUCCUCCACCAUACUCUCUUUACCCUUCACAAGAUCAAACCUUACCUUCUUACACUCCUAGUCAGUUUCCUAAUGCCACUGCACCACCUGUUUCAGAAAGUUCGUCAACAAUACCAUGCCCUCCCAAUCCCUCAACUCUACCUUAUCCAUACAUUCCUUGAGGAAGCACCAUACCCUUUAGAAAUCUCUCCCAGAUCUCCAGUAAAGAUUUAUUCAUUGAUGUUACAAUAUAUACCUAAACUAGAUUCAUCUGUAUUCUCAUGUUGCCAUACUGACAAGAAAAAGUAUGUUCUCCAUAUUCAGAGCAAAGAGACUGCUCAUGCAAGGUGGGAAGUUACUGUUCCCAUUUGGAGAAAUAUAGGUGAAGAAAAUGCUUCAUAUCAAUCUGUGUGGUUGCCUGGUGAAGUCCUGCAACAGCUGAGAAAGAACCUAGAAGUUAUAGGUUUUAUCAUUUUAUUAGUUGUUUAAUACAAUGCACACAAGAAAGCCAUGAGUUUUGAUAUUUAAUGACUAUGAUAUUAUUCACUGAGAAUGUUUUGCCUGUAUGAGUUACUAUAAUUUGUAUGUCAUUUACAGGAGACAGCUUCGUAAAUAGACUGUACAACUUCUUACGAUGAUAAACUCAUGAUUAUUUAGGAAGGAGGAAGUUCUUCACAAGCUUUAUAUGCAACUGUAAGUUUAAUCCCAAAGAAUAAUAGUUUUAAAAAAUGACAGAGCUCAGAGUUCUUUAAUGCAGAUUCUGUCCUAACAAGAACACAUUAUAAUAAGUCAGUUUUCCAAAGACUUAUUAAUAGUCUUGCCAGUAGUUUUGAAGGAUAGUGGUGGUGUAAAGUUUAGGAUGCGAGUCAUGAUAAUUUUCUUCAUAUUCCUGCAUAGUCUUUCUGAAAGUUCUUUCAGCUAUCCUAUCAAGAACUCAGUAGUUCCCAUGGAUUAUUAUUAAUUGCUGGAAAGGUCAAAGAGCAGAAAUCAA